AAGGAAGGGGCAGAACAACUCCAGCAAAGACAAAGCAGGUCUAAGUAACUUAAACUAGCAAAAGCUUGCUUUAAAACCAGAAAAGCUUCAAAGUAUUUAUUUCUUUUUCCAAAUUGAUCAUGGACAGGGUCUGUGCUUUCAAGCUUUUUCUUUAUGGUUAUGCAACUUGCAAAUGUUUUUGUUUAAGGAGAUGUUAAGAAAUAAAUGUGAGUAGUUGCAUGCAAGAGUAGGAAAUUGGGGUUAUCAAAGGGUGAUGAUAUAAAUGUAAUCAAACGUGGCAAUGGGAGAAGAGACCAGAGCUGGAAGGACCCAGUGCAGGAAAGAGGAAGGUGUAUUUAAUCCACCAGGACAUAAGGGGACUCAGAGAGAGGGAAGGGAUCAAAAAACACACUUAAGGAAACACUGGGUCUUGAAAAGCUGGGGGAAAAUAAAUAAAUAAACAAAUAAAUAAAUUUUUAAAAAAGAGUCCUCAGCCUUAAAACAGGAACAGGAUUCAGCAUGGGCUGCCAGGUGCUGUGCAUCCAGGGUGUGAGUGGAGCAGGAGGAGGGAGCAGGCACAGGGAGGGAAUUUCAUGGCAGGACUGACUCUCUGAAAACAGGCUGGCCAGAGAAAUGGAGAAGACAAAGAGAAUCAUGGUCUCCCUGCACCUGUGGCUCGCCUGCCUCCUGCUCCGCGGCGCAUGGCCCAAGCCCGCCUGCGACCCGCGCUCCUGCCCGCCGUGCCCUCAGGGCUCCCCGCAGGGCCCGGCCGCCGCCGCGGGCUCCUCCUGCUGCCCGCCGUGCCCGCCCUCCUGCCCCUGCCCGCCCUACCUGCAGGACGACUGCGAGCUGCACGGCUUCCCCGCCGGCCUCGUGCCCGCCGGCCGCGCCUUCCACAUCGACUUCGGCCGCUCGCUGUGCCGCUGCGGGCCCGCGGGGGCCGUGGCCNCCCGCGGGCCGACGGCUGCCCCGGCUGCGUCUGCUACGACCCGGACGGGCUGGCCGUGCCCGCGGGCAGCACCCGGGCCCGCAACGGGACCCGCCCGUGCCGCUGCCCGGCCCUGGGCGGCGAGCUGGAGUGCGGCGAGCCCGGGCAGUGAUGCUCCGCUGGCUCCUCUCCGGCUGCUCAAAUCGUCCUGGGAACUGCGGCAUCCCCUCAGAGCCUUUGGCACGAAUGAUGGGCUCUGUCUUCGCAAGCUGUGGGUCUUCUGGUGGGUAAAACUAGCACUGAGAGAUAAAAGAACGGGAAGGAUUCUACUCGUUCGGAUUCCUGAAUGGAAGAAGAUGUUUUGCUUUUACUAAUAAAUUUUGAGUUGGCUGAUAAAUGAAAUUCUUUUACCUUUCAGAGCCCAAUGAGAAGGAUUCCACUUGUUUGGAUUCCUGAAUGCAAGAAGAAAUUUUGCUUUUACAAAUAAAGUUUAGGUGGGCUGAUAAAUGAAAUUGG
Molecule: messenger RNA, 1423 nt
Organism: Passer montanus (Eurasian tree sparrow)
Lineage: Eukaryota; Metazoa; Chordata; Aves; Passeriformes; Passeridae
Product: translation initiation factor IF-2-like
Exons: 3
Coding region: 613-1281 (222 amino acids)
Source: RefSeq, a predicted model, not a curated record